UCUCUUAAUGCUUAAAUGGAUGAAGACCAACGGGUGAUGCCUUCAGAAGGCAUCGCCACGUCCCGUUGCUUUCCCCCUCAAGCCCCAGCACCGGUGGGCACUGGGGCAGAUAAUUACAUCAAGGUUCAGAGCAAGAAAGUGGAAAUCCAUGGGUUUGAAUCCCGCUUUGGUGGACAUUCCAAUCUGGUGUCGCAAGGCUUUUCUGGAGGCGCCUCUUCGAACACUGGCCCCCAUGACCAGGACUCCCCUGUUAAGACUUCACCCGUCUCCGAGCGAAUCAAAGCUCUGGAGGCUCUGGCAGCAAAACAGAGUGAUGGGGAUGCCUGCAAUGACGGAGGUUUCCCCCUCUUCAAGGAGCGCCACUAUGAGAAAUCCCAAACUGACAUAAAGGUAGAGUUCUCCACUCCCUUUCAGAAGAAGGAAGCCACCCCUGAACAGGAUUCUCCUGAAUCUCCCUUUGAGGUCCUAGGGGACCUGAAGCAGGGGGGUGAAUUUGAAGACACCAUUGACUGGAUGCAGGCUCACCUUCCUCCGGCACCUGGCUUUGGAUCAGAAGUCCCGGACCCAGAAGCAUCCGAUUUCCGAUCUGAAUCUAGCCGAUCAGUAGAAGCUAUUGCUGCUGCGGGAGUGAUGGAAGUGGGUGUGCCUGAUGCCUUCAUGGACUCUCCAACUGGAGCAUCCAAGUCUACCGGUCCACUCAUUGAGUCCGGGAAGGCAUCAAGUGUAGAAGAUUCUGAAUUUGACCUCAGCUUUUUGCCCACUGCUUAUGUCUGGGAGAAACCGGAGAAACCGGAGAAACCGGAGAAACCGGAGAAAGCAGAUGGUGAGCUCCAAAGGCCUGUCCUGGAACAGGAGUCCCCUGCCCCCCCUGCUGGUUUUGAGUCCACCCCUCCCCCUUCUCCUCCAACCUCUCAACUAACUGCUGCAGAGGUCAAGCACACCCCAGUGAGUGACGACUUUGAGCCUGCGGAAAUCCUCGAAGUUGACAGCUCUGGGGAGUCCGAGGAUACAGUGACGGAGGACACUGCAUCUGUUCCUGUGCUUGCAUCAAGUACACCCUCUACAGAGGUUACCUCCACAGUCACUUCCCUGCCAGCUGAAGGGAAAGAGCUGACCAAUCCAGAACCUUCCUUACCAGUCCAACAAGGCAAGCCGGUAUUGCUAGUGCCCAUAAUUAAUGUGAUUGAGACUGAUGAACAAGUGUACAGUGAUGAGGAGGUGGAGCCAGUAGAGGAGGAUGAAGGCGAUCAGGUUGUAAAAGACCCCCUGAAAGAGGCGCCUGAACACACAAGCCAAAAACCUGAAGUGCCCGAGUUGGCAGCUCAUGUUCAGUCCGCACAUGACUCAGAUGCUGCCCCUGGACACUCUGACAUCUGCACCUCUGAUCCCCCAUCCCAGCAGGAUAGCGCCCCACCAUAUAGAACUCCCACCGAUGCCAAAACCUCACCUCAACUCCAGUCUGCCAAAGAAGAUUCCGAUGUUGGCGAACCUCCCUCUGCUAUUUCUGCUGAACCUUCAGAAGAAAAUAUAAAAGAAUCUCCAGUGUCCAAAGAACCAGAAUGGGAUGUUCUGCAGGGGGAGCCUCUAGCCUCUGAUAAAAUGCAAAUGCAUCCGGAGCAACCGGCUAAUUUUUCACUUAAUGCCAUGGAAACCUCGGAUGAAAAUACUGUUGAGCGGCAGACUGAUCCAGUCAACCAUUUUGAGGACCUUUCAAAUGAGACCCAGCCUGACUCCCUUGAUUUUUGUUCCAGUGAUGAAGCUGCACUGCAUGCUUCUCCUGGCCUACCCUCCUUAUUGACAGAGAAAUCCAAGAAGGACUCUUUAAAGGAGGAUAUUUCACAGUUUUCCUCUCCACUGGUAGAGUCAAGCGGAGCACCAGGCAGUUUUGUUGCUAAUGAAUAUGUUCAACUAUCUGCUGAGGAGCCUGAUAACGAGACCCCUGCAGCUAUGCCAGAGAGUAAAUCCAUGGACGGAGAUUAUAACUUGGGUACUGACACCAAAAUUGAUUCAUCUGGUUCUGAACCCCAGAGCCACACUGAGCCAAUGGUUCAACAAUUCAAUGUCACCUCUGAGGAAAAUACCACUGCAAAGACCAUAACCGAUCUGGGAGAUGUUGGCACCAUAGAUUCCCAAGAGCCUCAUCCUAAGCCUGUCGGAGGACAGCCAUCCCCACGGGACUUCAACCAAGAUCCAUUUUCUUGCCUCUGGAGUGAACCCCAAGAUGCCGCACAGAAGCUGACCUUGCUGGAAUCCAACAUGGAUGUCUCUGCUGAGGUGACUUCAGAGGUGAAAUCACUGCACAGUGAGUCGGCAAGCAGGAGUGUUGGUGAUGACACGCCUCGUGCUGACCCUGAAACUAUGGCCAGGCUUGUGGAGACCAAAGCCGGCGAGAACUCGCCAGAGACAACAAGCGACCCAGAGAGCAUAGAGCCUGAGUGUUCUGUGACCGCCGCCACUGACAGCUUCGUGGAGUUCAUGAGGGAGUGUCUCAAAUCACGGCAAGGGGUGGAAGAGCCAGAAGAUGUCGGGCACCGCGGUGCAGAUAAGGAAAAGUCCCCCAAAAUGGGUGUCCUACAUUCAACAUCCCCACCAGCGAUGGUUUUUGAUGUAGAACAGGAGCACCUCACCAUUCGUGCCCUGAAAGAACUCGAUGAUAGCCAGGAGGAGGAAGAGCAAGACAAGGUGCCUCCUCAGUUUGCCUCUACAGCCCAAACCCCUGUGAGGUCCCCUUCUCCCCCUUGUGAACCUCCAUGUGACAUCUCUGCGUCCAGAAUGGCAGAGGAGGUGGACAAGUUGGUGACCGAGGCAUACCAUCUUGCAGAGCAUGUCUUGACUGCAGUACUAACCCACUUGUCAGUCCAGGAGCUGGUGCACUGGCGCGACCCCAAGAAGUCGGGCGUGGUCUUCGGCACCUCCCUGCUGCUGCUGCUGUCGCUGGCUGCGUUCAGCGUGAUCAGCGUGGUGUCGUACCUGCUGCUGGCCCUGCUCUGCGUCACCAUCGCCUUCCGCGUCUACAAGUCCGUCGUCCAGGCCGUGCAGAAGUCCAGUGAUGGACACCCCUUCAAGGAAUUCAUGGAAAAAGAUGUCAGCAUUCCCCCCGAGACGUUCCACAAACACGUGGACAGCUGUCUGUGUUGCGUCAACCGCGCCCUCAAAUACCUGAGCCGUCUCUUCCUGGUGGAAGACCUGGUGGACUCUCUCAAGCUGGCAGUGCUGAUGUGGCUGAUGACCUAUGUGGGAGCUGUGUUCAAUGGCAUCACCAUUCUCAUCCUGGCGGACAUCCUCCUUUUCACCGUGCCCUUGGUGUAUGAGAAGAACAAGAAACAGAUUGACCAUUAUAUAGACAUUGCCCGGAAGCAGAUCAACACCAUUGUUUCCAAGAUACAAGAAAAACUUCCCGGAGCAAAGCGCACCAAAGUGGAAUAAAGUCCCUCAGCUCUGUCCAUCACUACCUUUGCCCCCUUACCGAGACCUUCCUCUCUCACCCCCCCCCCCCCCUAAAAAAAAAAAAUUCAGUCCCCUCCAUACCCCUGACACCCUCCAUCUUGAACUCAACCCACCGCCCGCACUGAACCAGCUAUUAAGAAAAAAACGCUACUCAAUACUCCGUAUAACCGCGCAGCUUGCAAGCACCAGGAAGAGGAAUGGCGCUAGAGGAUGAGUCGCGCUUCGACUGAUUUCGGGCGGUGAAAGUGACGAAACGCUAAACUGGUUUUCGCCCGUCUUUUUGCCACGCAAAAUUGAAAUGGACUGUGAGAACUAGAUUGAAUCUUAUGACCUGGUUUUGUUGAGCAGCGUAGCCGCAUAGCAGCUUGGAAUGGCGGCGGACGGCAGUCUCUCUAAAACGUGAAUGUCUGUACAUGCUAAGGACACAUUUCAGGCUAUAGGAGCAAUGGUAGUAAUGUCACGCUCUGGGAUCUAUUUUACGGUUAGCAUUUAUCCUAGUGAUCUAUUGACGAUGAUUUUGGCCGUUGUGGGAGGUAAAAUUAGGAAAUUUUCACUAAUGUGUGUUCACAACAAUAGUAUGAGCUAAUUAUUUGUAUUUUUUUAUGUUUGAAAUGCCUUAAGGUUCUCUCUGUUACUAAUUGGCUGUUUGGCCCUUCUUUUGUUUCCCCAUGCUUGUCCAAAAGGCAUUUUCAUGCAGUCUUUUCUUUCUUUCUUUUUUUUCUUUUUUUCUGCAAUGCACUGAAUGUUUGGCACGCCACAUGUUGGUGGGAUAAAAAUAAAAAAAAAUGUAAAAAUAAAAAAGCACCUAACUGAACCAGCUGUGAUAAGUUGGUCUAGUUUGCCCCGUUUCUUUUGGUGCAUUUUUAAAAUGUGUUUGUAAAUAAGACUAAAACAGGCUUGCAGCUGUAAUGAGUCUAAAUCUACUGUUGCUUUUCCUCAAAGACCAUUAAAUGUGGUCACACAUGUUUUAGUCACACAUGUUUCCAAGUCAGGCUCCCAGGUUAUUGUACAUGGUUAUUAUAAUCUUGCUUCAUUAUUAUGAUUGCUAUUAUUAUUAUUAUUAUUAUUAUGAUUGUUACUGUUAAUAAGAUAACUGCUUUGCCUCCCCAGCUUUUGUCAUUUGCUAUAUAGAGAAAACUCUCGUUGAUUGCACCAAACGGUCUAUUAGGAUGUGGGGUCAGAACCGUGACUGUCUAAAUCAGAAUCAGGAAGGUAUACACAUGUAUAGCUAAAUGCUUGUAUAAAUUGUGAGCUAGGGGAUUGCAGGUGUAAAAACAUUGCAGAAACUAUAUUUAGGUCCUUUUUAGAUGCUCUCUGUCUUGCCAUUUUAAUAAUGUUCCAGUAAUUUGCGUAGUAGUUACCUUUUUCCUGUAUUAUGAUAUGUUCAGACUAGUGUUUUUAUUUGGAGUAGGAAACCACAAUUAAUUUGUAAUUGGGCUAUUCCCAAGAGUAGAGACUAAUAUGUUAACACCAUGUUUGUUUUCCUAUGUUUUUUUUUUUUUUUUUUUUAAAGGGGUGAGGUUUGGUAAAAAAAAUUCAAGAUGGAUUGCGUGUGGCGUUAGGCCGAGAGUGUUCGGAUGUGGACGGAUUCCUUCUGCAUUUCAGCAGAAUGCUGAUGGUGCGGGUAAAGAGAGCAAUUAGAGCUAUGAGUUUUGCUACAAGGUAAUUAUCUGAUUGGUUUCUGAAGGUCUGACUACUGUUCCCCAGCAACGUAUAUAGCACAUUCCACCUAACGCUUAUGAAUCUCAGUUCUGCAGGUGCCCUUAUCUGUGUGUCAGAUGUGAAAUUCUCCAUUUCCUCUACAUCCUUUUGUCACUCUCCAGAAACCUGUUCCAUUGGAGAGUUGAGAUUCAGUUGGAUAGUGACAUCAUAAUGAGCUGGGGUAUUCUGGGUAUUCUACCACAGCUCAGGAUAUAUGUUUGUGUAGGGUCAUUAACACGUAUACACAUACACACACUGUCACACAUGCACAGAUAUGUUCAUGCACACAUUCACUGGCAUACAUGUGCGUAUUCACACACUGGAAAGAGUUUGUCUUAUCUGUGUUUGUCCUUUUGAUGCUUGGCUAACCGUAAUCAGACCAGACUUUGCAAGGAAAGAUUACAGGUGGUGCUUUUGAAGGUUUGGCUUGGUUCCAGCGCAGAGAAGAUUAAGAUUUUUCCUUAAUUUCUUUUGGAGAUUGUAACAUGAGAAAAUAAUGCUACCUGUGUUUUUGGUAAUAUAAAUAACAUUUGCAGACCUCUUUAUGUUGUCUAGAUGCUGUUUCUUAGUUGUUGCUGUAUUCUCGAGAACUCAAAAAGAUAACUGAAUUGAGCACUGCAUUGAGUUUAAACUGGAUCUGACUUUUUACUGGUUUCCUUGUAGCCUACGGCUUUUAUCUUUUUGUUCAUUAGUUUUUUUUUUUUCUUUUGGGGGAUGUCAGAAGUUGCUUCCUCUGGCAGACUUUUGGCAGAUUCUUUUUCUCUGGGUAACUGUUUUCCUUACGUCUGAUCUCUGCUUGUUAGGUAUACAUCUUGCUCACAUCCAGGAUCUUUGGAACGAAAGGCUACAUAAUACAGAAAUAAAACAAUGUGGUCCUUGUACUGAUGUUACCGUGAUAUUAAUAAAAAUGUCUAAGGAUCA
Conger conger (European conger) is the source of this 6069-nucleotide messenger RNA. It is a transcript of the gene rtn3, whose product is annotated as reticulon 3. NCBI's taxonomy places the organism in Eukaryota, Metazoa, Chordata, Actinopteri, Anguilliformes, Congridae. Bases 16 to 3426 code for a protein of 1136 amino acids. The transcript is spliced from 7 exons. Gene Ontology annotation, biological process: endoplasmic reticulum tubular network formation; neuron differentiation; brain development. The record is from RefSeq and is a predicted model, not a curated record. Gene Ontology annotation, cellular component: postsynaptic density; neuron projection.